This is a messenger RNA of Cladophialophora immunda, 5048 nucleotides long. RefSeq lists its product as uncharacterized. Gene Ontology annotation, biological process: protein import into nucleus; nuclear pore organization. Gene Ontology annotation, cellular component: nuclear pore transmembrane ring. NCBI's taxonomy places the organism in Eukaryota, Fungi, Ascomycota, Eurotiomycetes, Chaetothyriales, Herpotrichiellaceae. Gene Ontology annotation, molecular function: structural constituent of nuclear pore. The record is from RefSeq and is a predicted model, not a curated record. Bases 290 to 4123 code for a protein of 1277 amino acids. The transcript has 2 exons.
GGAAAGCUCAGUCAGUCGCUUAACUCCCAGCAGCUAGACCCAUCUCCUGUAACGGGCUCUUCCAACAGUCCACGGGGACUAGGCUGUACCUGCUGAAAAACGAUUUGCAGACAUCCAACAAGUUCUGUUGUCCUAAAAGCUCGACGAGAAUCCACGCUUCGCACCCCCAGAUCCUUUUCUCUCGAAACUGCGACCCAGCAAUUCGGUGUUUGCUGGCGAUCCGAUAUCUGCUAGUACACGCGACUUUGGAUUCGACACAAGAGAGGGUGCUAUAUAGCCGCAUGGUGCAAUGAAUGAAACUCCGCGACUGCGGUCGGCUUUCCCUACCACUCCGCGAACAGAUCCCCGACGCCGAACUUUCAACAACAAUGCACGCUCAGCCCUGGGCUCCCCCCCUUCUCCCUUUCCUCAGAGACCAUCGCCGAUAACCAGGCCUGUGAAAGGCACCCCUGAGACGGCGGCUGCCUCCUCGCCACUGAUAUCGACAGAGAUCGUCGACGUUCCAUCUCAAAGAUUUUAUGUGUUUGCCUUCUAUAUUGCCUUGACGGCCUGGAGGCUGUACAACUCCUUCACUGUGGAAAAUGAUCUGGAUUCGACAUGGCUUUUCCUCAAAUGGGUGGGGAUUGAUGCCGCCUUCUUUGUGGCGCUGCCGGCGUUUAAGAUACCCUGGCUGGAGUUCUCAUUUCCCACAACUUUCACAUUAUGGUUAUUGCAUGCUAUCGCAAAUGCUUUCUUAAUGUACAAGAUUCCACUGCCUUUCCUGUCGUGGCUGGGGGCACUGGUUAAGGUGGCCUAUGAUCGUGAACUUUCGAUCUCAGAACACCGGGUGAAGCCAGCCGACAUUCUACACAACUCCUCGAUCAUUCUGGGGAAACAAAUCAUACACAUCCUUCCAGAGGGCUCUGCCAUUCUGAAUCCCGAGAAGAAGGCAUUUUGCAUUGAUGCGUCCAGACCUUCGGUCGAAAUACCGAUUCAGAUCAAUCAGACGACGCCUAUUUCUAUUGAGCUCCAACGGUUUGAUCUCGAGACAGACGAAGUUGAGACGAUCAUCAUCAGCAGCAAACAAGCUAAGCAGUUGAAAAAACACGCCGACAGUGGUCACCACAAGUCGGAUACAAAUACGCCCCGAACCCUACAUUACCCGGUUUCGAAGGCGGGCCUUUACCAGUUGCAUCGGGUUAUUGACGCCACAAAGCUGGAAGUGCGGAAACGGAGCUUUGACACGGCAGUUGUGCAGUGUCCGUUCGCGAGCAUCUCGACACAGUCCGAGAACAGAUGCACGGGAGAGUUGAGCAAUGUGGCCCUGCAUGUUUCAGGUGUUCCACCAUUCAAAGUCAAAUACAGCAAGACCGUCAAUCACAAGCAGUUCAGUUCCAUUGUCCAGAAUGUGCAGCCAAAUGUGGAUCUCGACGUGGUCUCCGGCGAUGAGACUUCAGGCAUUGUCCUCGAUCCAAGACGGCCGCACAUGGGAUGGACAAAAUCCGCGACUGAGUCCUUCGAGAUUAAUGAAGCUCUGCACCAGAACGGAAGCCAUUCUUACACCAUCGAAGAAGUGGAAGAUGGUCUUGGGAACAAGGUAGUCUACGAUGCCAGCAAACCAAAGGACCUCCAUGCUCCUCGGGUUCAGAGCCUCACGGUGCAUAACAGACCUCGAGUCACACUGGGAGGCCUCAACUCAGACCGUGUACUUCGGGUUCGUGAAGGAAGCUCUAUCCCUCUUCCUUUUCAAGUUCAAUAUGUGGACACAUUACAUUCGUCCGACUGGCCCCUGGAUGUGAAGUAUAGCUUUGUCUCGGAUGACCUCGGGGAGACUGUUCAGUCCGAAGACCAUGUGCACGAGAUGUCGGACCGUCGCUCCAUGCCUCUGAUCAGUAAGCCUGGGAGAUAUAGCCUCGAUUCUGUGGACAGCCAGUACUGUCACGGAGAGGUUGUUGAGCCUUCGUCAUGCUUACUUCUCAACCCUCCAAAACCUGGUCUUAGUAUGGAAUCUGAAGACAUCUUUGACAAGUGCGCCGGUAAUCCAAUUGGCAUGUAUGUCAACUUUGACUUUACAGGCACUCCGCCUUUCAAAGUUAGAUAUACGAUGGGCCACCGGGGGACGGCUUAUCCAAAAGUGCAAGAGUUCUCCGGUAUGCGUGGUCAGAUGGAAUUGCGUGAAAGAGCAGCUGGCUCUUACAUCUACACAAUCCAUGAGAUCGAAGACCAAGUCUACGGGAGCGUAUCGCUGAAAGACCAAAAUCUUGUCCUCAAGCAAGACAUCAAGCCUCCAGCGUCCGCGAUCUUUCAAGGGGACAAUCGUGCUGUGAAGGCUUGUCUGGGCUCGCCCAUGUCAGUACCAGUCAGACUCGCAGGUCAAGGACCAUGGGAUCUGGACUAUGAGCUGGUGCAUGCCGGCAAAAGAAAGAAGCACCAUAUCCAUUCCGAAGAGGAGCUAUGCACGAUCGAGGUUCCCCCCUUGGCGGAAGGAGGGAGCUAUUCUGUCGUACUGACGGGAGUCCAAGACAAAUCGCGAUGUCGCACCACGUUGCAAGAGGAACGGAAGAUCGAUGUCAGACAAGAGCAACCACGCGCUGCCUUCGGCGAUAUUGAUGGCAAACGCUCGAUCUUGGCGCUAGACGGCAAGUCGGUCAAACUACCUUUGCGACUCAAAGGCUUCGCGCCAUGGGCGGUGAGGCUGCAGAAUCUGGACGACGGUUCGGACUCAUUCGAGCAGAUAUUUAGGGACGCAAACGCCGAGAUCUCGGUUGACCGUCCAGGUACUUACGAGAUUGUCUCCGUUCAUGACAGUUGCCCAGGCGUGGUUGAUUCCAAGGCGAACAAAUUCCAAGUGAGCUGGUUACCCCGACCAACGGUAUCAAUCAGAGAUUCAGCUAUUGGAAAAGAAGGACUGAGGGGCUUCCGCAAGCCUGCAGUUUGUCAGGGCGAUGAAUCAGUGCUAGCCAUUGGGCUCACUGGCAGUCCACCCUUCCACCUCAAAUACCAACAGAAAUUCGAGCCGAUCAAAGGGCCUUCUGCAAUCAGCAACAAACCCGUCACCUUUGCGGGUAGUAGUGCGCAAAUCAGUCUUGAUACCAGCAAAGCCGGAGAAUACUCUUAUGUUUUUAGUGAACUUGGCGAUGCACGCUAUUCCUCCGACAAGAAGGGAUUUACGCCGAUUGUUCUCUCACAGCAAGUGUAUCCUCUACCCUCGGCGAAGUUCAGCCAGGCAGGGAAGACUUAUGGCUACUGUAAACACGAUCCGACCUUCACAAACAGCGCAGACGCUGAGACUGAAAACAUACCGAUCACCUUCACAGGCACGCCACCCUUCGCCGUUGAAAUAGCCAUCAUUCACCACGGCGUAUCAACCCGCCCUGAGAUCAUCCGUCAGAAGGACAUCCAGACGCGCAGCUACUCAUGGCCACUUUCGCGAGCCACCCUCGACCUAGGGACACACACUGUUUCUAUUCGCUCUGUCAAAGACGCUCUCGGCUGUGAAUCGAUCCUCGACUCAGAUCCAUCCGCCGUGCGCAUCCAUGUCUCCUCGCCACCGGCCAUCAUCCCGCUCGAGUCCCAGGAACACUACUGUGUGGGCGAGCACGUCUCUUUCUCCCUGAGCGGCCAAGCCCCUUUCGACGUCUUCUAUACUUUCCAGAACCGUGAACGAAAAGCGCGUGUCUCCGGUAAUGAGUUCAGACGGCUUGCCGAGUCACCCGGCGAAUUCGUUAUUACGGGUGUCAGUGAUUCGGCAAUGGGCAAUAAUAAAUGUCGUGCAAGGAAGGACAUCAGAAAAGUCAUUCAUCCGUAUCCGACGGUGGAGAUUGGUAAGGGAAAGACGGUUGUCAGCGAUAUUCAUGAAGGCGGGGAGGUGGACAUAAUGUUCACCUUCACCGGGACACCACCUUUCGAGUUCACAUAUACCCGCACCGAAAAUCCCAGAAAAGGCAUGGGCAAACCCCGUGUUCUCGAGACGCGCCACGACACGUCAGAUGAAUUUAGCAAGAUGAUCCGCGCCAGCGACGAAGGCAUCUAUGAAGUUGUGAGCAUCAAGGACCGAUUCUGCUCAUACACCAAGCCCAGUCACAAGGCUGCUGGCAGUGGCGGCGGUCUCAUGGGAGGUCAGAAGAAGCUGUUGACCUAUUGAAGGACGAUCGCCACCCAUCCACCGGCUCACGUUCCUUGUUCCUGUUUCUCCACCCUCCUCGGGACAGUUUGCGACCUUUGAGCAUGCUACGUCUGGAUCGCUGGAUGGCAGCAGCCGAGGACGGAGUCCCCAAAGCCUGAUACGGGAUAGAAAGAAGUGCCUCAACACUCUCAAGGGAGUCCCAAGACCUUACCUCGGUUGAAGGGUAUGCACAGCUUGCAUGUCUGCCGGGUUCAUUCGCAUACUGCAGGCCAAUAGUUGGCGUCUGUUCCGGACACAUUAUCUCACAUAUGUUGGGUUGGGCUGGGGUUACCCUUCCUUGUCCUUGGAUCGUAUUUCUUCUUUCGUCCUUUUACCCUCCACCCAACCAUAGCGAGAUUCUGAGCGAGGGCGAGAGCGAGGGCGAGAGCGAGAGCGAGAGCCAGGGGACGAGGACGAGGGUUUAUGUAUCUCCCGCCCUGCACAUAUCUAGCAGCACAUGUACCAACAACCAACCACCCAAAAUAACAACUAAUUCGAGAGUGGGCAUGCAUAUUACCGGCAAUCAGUUAGGGCAGGCAGGACAGCAACACGGAUUUCCUUGGCGAUAAGCUCGACCAGGGGGCUCGGCGGGUUGAAUAGCUGUGCGGCCAGUUGGUUUGUUUGGUCGGAGUCACAGAAUCUUGGGACAUUGUCAGCAUAACCGGGGACGUGGUUGGUACGUCGUCAGGGUGUAAAGAAGGCAGUGGGGGGACUUUUAGAAUCGAAAUUGGAAGCACGUUUGUCUUUCGGGUUUUUAGAGGAAGAGGGCAAUUUUCUCAUUCAGCGUAUUCGACCUGGACUGAGGUGCGCAAGGAGAAAACCCUAGACGCACACACAAAUACUUGAGUGUCGCUUCAUCUGGUCUGUGCUAGGCUGCCCUGAUAACUUGUCUAGCCAUUUCCAC